Trichomycterus rosablanca is the source of this 1144-nucleotide messenger RNA. RefSeq names its product myelin protein zero-like protein 2. The record is from RefSeq and is a predicted model, not a curated record. NCBI's taxonomy places the organism in Eukaryota, Metazoa, Chordata, Actinopteri, Siluriformes, Trichomycteridae. Gene Ontology annotation, cellular component: plasma membrane. Gene Ontology annotation, biological process: cell-cell adhesion. Bases 1 to 594 code for a protein of 197 amino acids. The transcript has 4 exons.
AUGGGCGUGGUGUUUCCAGGUGGCACCGGGACUGUGAUCAGGAUGAAUGGAUGGCACGGUGUGGGCGCGAUUAAGGUGUACACAUCAGGACACGUGGAGGCGGUGAACGGUACGGACGUUCGACUCAAGUGCACGUUCUCGAGCUCGUACCCGGUCAGGCGCUCGUCCCUCACCAUCUCCUGGAGCUUCCGACCACUCCGAGCCGGCGAUGAGGAGACUGUGUUCUACUACCACGUGAAGCCGUUUCUUCCCACCGAGGGUCAUUUUCAGAACAAGGUGGAGUUCGUGGGUGAGAUUUCAUCGAGCGACGCUUCCAUCACGGUCCGGGACGUGAAGUUCAGCUACAACGGGACGUUCAACUGUCAGGUGAAGAACCCGCCCGACGUCCACGGAAACGUGGGGAAAGUUCAGCUGCGAGUCGUCACCUCAGCUCCGCUAUCUGAGAUUGUAAUUCUUGCCGUGGCCAUCGGGGGCGCUGUGCUCCUAGCGAUCGUCAUCUUCACCAUUUCCACGUUCGUACGGCGGCGGCGGACGAGUGAGAGACUGGAGCGGGAACGGCUGCAACAUCAGCGUAAAGACCUUGUGGUGUGGUGAUCGAGGGGACGAUGAUUCAAACAGAGCGAUGAUUUCUUUAGUUUGUCUCUAGCGCCCUCUCUGGCUGGAGUGUGUGAUGUGUGUGAGCGCUGCUUAUCUGUCUAAAGCUAUCGAGCAUUGUCUUGUUUAACUCUGUUUUCUAUGCUAGCUAAUCGACCUAAACGUGUGAAUGAAGAUGCGCUUGGAACGUCCGCAGGUGCCUUUACAUACAUACUCAGGGGGGUCUGAGAGUAUCGACCAGCUAACGUACUGAAAACGCUUAAACUGUCACUGACGCCCCAAUUUAUAAAUAAAUGGCACUCGUAUAAUAAGGAGAACUCCGUUGGUUGCUCCGCAUUGAUUCGUCUGCCAUGUUUGUAGUUCUUUGUGAGAAAAGUUGUGCCGCACUGAAUGCUGGGAUUGAUCUUCAGCGCUGAGGAGGCGUCGGACGCUCCCUCGUUAUUUGGUCAGAUCAUCACUCAGAAUUAAGGCGCCUCAGUAGGAGCAUUUUAAGGGAAAUAAGAAUUUAGACACGCCCUCUUCUCUUUUUUAAAUAAAAUAAUGUAAUUUU